This is a messenger RNA of Neoarthrinium moseri, 1461 nucleotides long. RefSeq lists its product as uncharacterized. Bases 1 to 1461 code for a protein of 486 amino acids. The record is from RefSeq and is a predicted model, not a curated record. The transcript has 4 exons. Lineage: Eukaryota; Fungi; Ascomycota; Sordariomycetes; Amphisphaeriales; Apiosporaceae.
AUGGGGUGGACAGUUGCCAUCAUUGCAAACCUGUUCUUCCUUCAAGGCUUUACAAAGCCGAUUGAAAAUCAAUUAAUUCCUCGGAAUGGCGCCAAUGGUGCGGGUUCAGUCCGCCAAGCCAUGCCUUUGUUGAAACGAGAUGCGGACAGGUCGUUCGAUCUAGGGUUCCAGGUCAAGGACCAAACGCUAUUCUCUGGCUCAUGGGAGCCACUGGCAGGUCAAACCGUGGAUUUGUCUCUGAAAUGUGUCGACUGUCGCACUUGGGGUACUCUGGAUGCCUCUGCAACAUUCCCAGAGGACGUUGGGGACCUCCUUGGAGAUCUGGCCGACUUCAAUCCCCUCAAUGAUGUCGAGGUAUCCGUAGACUUCAAAGGAGUAGGAGCACUCUUUGACCUUACCGCCACUGCUGCUCUAGAGGGCACAGUCAAGAUCCCCCUGUUUAAAUCCGAGUCUCCGCUGGGUAUCGCUGUCCCAAACUUUCAAGUUGGACUCGUUUUCACCGUAGACCUAGUGCUUGGGCUCAGCGGCGAAGCUAAUGUAGGGGGUGGCUUUCAAGUGUCCAUUCCGGACGGGUCAACCUUCAAGUUGCCUUUGGACCCUGGCAAGGACCACACUGCAAAAUUCGAUGGUGUUUCAACAGCACUACUGCCAUUGUCUGCCGAAGUCCCAGCCAAUGUGACAUUGGCACUUCAACUGGGUGUAUCCGCUGGUGUUGAUUUCAAGGGCGGCAUUGUCGAUGCCACAGCACUUGCAGGUGCAUUCAUAAACAUCCCUGAGGUUAUUAUUGGGGAACAAUUCUCGACGGCAAACAGCUGCAUCCCGGCGUUUGCUCUGGUGGACAUCAACGCUGGGGUGUUUGUUGAUAUCGGUGCUGAUAUUGGGUCUAUCGAGCUUCCUGGGAUCAACCCAACCGUCUCAACGACACUCUUUGCUGCUUCGACUAGCACAUGUUUUGGUGCUGGUCCGUCAACAUCCCCGACAGUCGUGGCUGCACCAGAUUGUCCCGUGGAUCUGGUAACCAAGAUCAUCACAACAAGUCCGGCUCAGUCUCUGGUUGCCUGUGCCGUAUCUGCGGUCAAUUGUCCAGCGAGUUUGACACAGAACGUCCUCGUCCAGGGUGCCCAGACAGUCACAACAGCAAGCUGUCCCACCACAAUCCGGGCAAACACUACUUCCGUCGUACACACUGUUGUGGCUACCAGCGACUUUGUGACCCUGUCUCCGAUGAAAACGCCAAUCAUCUCCACACUCAGUGUCGGUUCGUCGGUCACAGUUCCGGCGCCGACGAUAACUGCGAGUCCUAGUGCCACUUCGCCCAAUGCUCAAAAAGGCGCAAUAGGGACCAUAACUAUGACCGUUCCGUGCGCGUCGGGUACGACAACAGCAAGCCGGGGUCCUAAGGACAAAGCCCAUGUAGCAAGGGAAGAGCCUUGGUCAUGGCCUACCUUGCGUGUAGCAUAA